GACAACAUAACUGAAUUUUUAAGUGGUGACCAAAAUUUGGAACCAUGUCAUGUCAUGGCAUCCCCCUUUGUCCCUUCCCUCCUAAUCCAACUCUCUUUCUCUCUGAGACCUUCAUGAGUAUAUAACCUUAUCUAAACGAACCCCUCGCUCACAUUCAGUUGAGACCUCAAACUCUCACUCACACACCUGCCUCAGCGCCUCGGCCACGGCAGCGCCUCUCUCCCUCUCUCUCGCUCUGUCCUACCCGAGAAGAGAUACAUGGAGAUGGACAGUGAGCCGUCGACGCCGAGCCAGUCCUCCUACUUCGCCGGCUGCAUCGCCUCCCCGGCGUGGCUGCCGGCCGUGCACCGGAGCCCCGCGCGGUUCCACCUGCUGUCUCGCGACGGCGGCCGCGACGGCGGGCGGCGGGCGUGGAGGCGGCUGCUCAGGCGGCUGGUGAGCAAGAGCGCCUGCUGCCACAGCCCCAGGGCGCCGCCGCCCAUGAUCACCUUCCAGUACGACGCCGCCAGCUACGCCAAGAACUUCGACGACGGCCGCCGGCCCUCCUCCGCCUCCGCCGCCGCCGACAAGCCGGCCGCCGGCCAGCUGAUCGACCCGGCCGAGAGCAUCAGAUGACUCCAUGUUUUCUCUUUCUUUGUCGUCGGUUCGCGCGUAGCUGUUGUUCCUGGGUGGAGGUCGUUGCGACGUCGGUGUCCGUGUCUUGUACAGGCGAUGCAGAGUGUUCUUGUCCAAAUAGUGACUCCCUCUCGAGUCUCCCUCGUC
Messenger RNA from Hordeum vulgare subsp. vulgare (domesticated barley), 762 nucleotides. RefSeq lists its product as uncharacterized. The record is from RefSeq and is a predicted model, not a curated record. The coding region runs from base 259 to 615 and encodes 118 amino acids. Lineage: Eukaryota; Viridiplantae; Streptophyta; Magnoliopsida; Poales; Poaceae. The transcript has a single exon.